CCAACAGUCUUUACCAGUUUUGGAACUUUGACACUCUUUUGUCCUUUAGUCAUUCACUCUUUACAUUGAACUAUCUGCGUCUACGAUCUAAUAAUACUACUCGUCUCCGUCUAUAAUAUCCCAGAAACCAUUAUGUUGGCCAAGAUCCUUAGCGCUUUCUUGCUCGUCUCCGCCGUGACAGCUAAGCUUCACGAUAACUGUGCUUGCCACAAUGGCGAUAGUUACAACUGGCGAUUGACUGCCGCUGCAUGCACAGAGUACAACGAUGAAGACUAUGAGUGGGGCGGUGCUACCUACAAUGAGACGUCUGGCCGUUGUGUUCAAGCCACUACUGAAGACAAGAUCGCUGGUGAUGAAUGGGAGGAUGCCUGCAGAAAAAUCGCUGAGGAGGGCUACGACUGCGCCGAUGGAGAAGGCAAAUGCUACGCUAACCCCGAGAAGGUCCGUGGCAGAUGUUAAAGGUUUUAUCUAACACCGGGCGGGGAAUGAUUGAUGGUGAAGAUAUCUGUUUUAAUGUCAGAUCUAAGCUCACAAUCUGGAACAGAC
This is a messenger RNA of Fusarium redolens, 546 nucleotides long. RefSeq lists its product as uncharacterized. Lineage: Eukaryota; Fungi; Ascomycota; Sordariomycetes; Hypocreales; Nectriaceae. The transcript is spliced from 4 exons. The record is from RefSeq and is a predicted model, not a curated record. Bases 133 to 459 code for a protein of 108 amino acids.